CUUACGUCAAAGUUCCCGGAUGCUCUCUCUCUGUUUCUUUCUGUGGCCGAUUCUCAGCCAGAACUAGUCAUGGCCAAAAGAACAAGGAAGGUUGGAGUUGUCGGAAAAUAUGGUACUCGUUAUGGUGCCUCACUAAGAAAGAUGAUCAAGAAGAUCGAAAUUACCCAGCACUCCAAGUACACAUGUUUCUUCUGUGGAAAAGAAACUCUUAAGAGGAAGUGUGUAGGAAUCUGGCACUGUAAGGGAUGUGGAAAGACUGUCGCUGGAGGUGCAUGGGUUGUCAGUACAACUGCAGCUGCAACUGUCAGAAGUGCUGUCCAUCGUCUUAGGGUAAUGCAAGAGACCUAGAUAAAGUGUAACUGCAAUUUUGUCAUGUUGUAUAUUAAAUUGACCUUCAACCUUCAAA
This is a messenger RNA of Actinia tenebrosa (Australian red waratah sea anemone), 406 nucleotides long. Its product is annotated as large ribosomal subunit protein eL43. NCBI's taxonomy places the organism in Eukaryota, Metazoa, Cnidaria, Anthozoa, Actiniaria, Actiniidae. Gene Ontology annotation, molecular function: structural constituent of ribosome. Gene Ontology annotation, biological process: translation. The record is from RefSeq and is a predicted model, not a curated record. Gene Ontology annotation, cellular component: ribosome.